This is a messenger RNA of Elephantulus edwardii (Cape elephant shrew), 534 nucleotides long. RefSeq names its product peptidyl-tRNA hydrolase 2 (gene PTRH2). Gene Ontology annotation, cellular component: cytosol; mitochondrion. The transcript has a single exon. The record is from RefSeq and is a predicted model, not a curated record. Gene Ontology annotation, biological process: positive regulation of anoikis; negative regulation of anoikis. NCBI's taxonomy places the organism in Eukaryota, Metazoa, Chordata, Mammalia, Macroscelidea, Macroscelididae. The coding region runs from base 1 to 534 and encodes 177 amino acids. Gene Ontology annotation, molecular function: peptidyl-tRNA hydrolase activity.
AUGCUUUCUAAAUUCUUGGUUAUGGAUUACUUAGUUCAUCCUGGUGCACUUAGCUUGGCUGUUGGAGUUGCUUGUGGUAUGUGCCUGGGCUGGGGCCUCCGUGUACGCUUUGGAAUGAGCCCGAGAAACUUGAUGAACAAGAUAGAGACUGGGACUGAAGCUAGCAUCUUAGGAGAAAGUGGGGAAUACAAAAUGAUUCUUGUGGUUCGGAAUGACUUAAAGAUGGGAAAAGGGAAAGUUGCCGCUCAGUGCUCUCAUGCUGCUGUCUCUGCUUACAAACAAAUUCAAAGAAGAAACCCUGAAUUGCUCAAAGAAUGGGAGUACUGCGGCCAGCCCAAAGUGGUAGUCAAAGCCCCUGAUGAAGAAACUUUGGUUGAAUUACUGACCCAUGCCAAAAUGCUAGGACUGACUGUAAGUUUAAUCCAAGAUGCUGGACGUACUCAGAUUGCACCAGGCUCUCGGACUGUCUUGGGAAUUGGUCCUGGACCAGCAGACCUUAUUGACAAAGUCACUGGUCACCUAAAACUUUACUAA